CGGAGAGCACCACACUUCCCCGCUGACUGGCGAAUAGUGUCAGACCAGCCCCGGUCCAGCUCAGAGUCAAGAGGCUGCCAACAUGCCUAAGGUUGAAGUACCAGAAACAGACGAUCGCAUGCGUGCGUUCGCUGAGAAGGUGUUCGCCUCCGAGACCAAGGAUGAGGACACCCGCGAGGAGAUCUCUCUGUUCGGUGUGGCCGACGACUGUCCCAUUCUCAACCAGGAGCUGGCGCACCAUGUAGCUACGGAUGAUGAUCUGGAGAGACGUAAGAAGCACAUCAUCCAAGCUCAAGAGGCCUUUGCUACUCUACUGGAGGAAAAACCAACAUACCUGGAGGUGCCUCACUUCCAGAGGGUGGCCAUCACUGGGGACUACGCUGCUGGGGUCACCAUGGAUGACUUCGAUCUGGCCUGUAAGGGGCUGUUCCGUGCUCUGACCAUUAGAGAAAAGUACAUGAGGCUGGCCUUCCAGAAAUACCCCAACAUCACCUCUGAGUACCUGCGCAAGGUUGAGGGCGAGAAGUGGAAGCCCGAGGACCAGGUGCUGCCAGUCUUCACUUCCCCUCCUGCACAAGGAGAGGACCCCUUCAACACCAAAACACUGCCUCCUAAUCUUGGAUACGUGGCUCGUAUGCGGGAUGGUGUCAUCAGCGUGUAUAAAGAUGCAGCUGCUGCAGAUAAAAAUGAAGCCCUGCCUUAUCCUGGUCCCGACUACGCUACCUUCAUCGACGACAUGAACUUCCUCAUAGCCCUGAUCGCACAGGGCCCAACAAAGACGUACACUCACCGUCGUCUGAAGUUCCUCACGUCCAAAUUCAACGUCCAUGAGAUGUUGAAUGAGAUGGAGGAGAUGAAGGAGCUGAAGAACAACCCUCACAGGGACUUCUACAACUGCAGGAAGGUUGACACUCACAUUCACGCUGCUGCCUGCAUGAACCAGAAGCACCUCCUGCGCUUCAUUAAGAAGUCGUACCGCGUGGACGCAGACAGAGUGGUGUACAACGCCAAGGGGAAGGAGAUGACCAUGAAGGAGCUCUUCGAAUCCCUCAAGCUGCACCCUUAUGACCUGACUGUGGACUCUCUGGAUGUGCACGCUGGCAGACAAACCUUCCAGCGCUUUGAUAAGUUCAACGCCAAGUACAACCCUGUAGGUGCCAGUGAGCUGCGUGACCUUUAUCUGAAGACUGAGAACCAUAUUUCUGGAGAGUACUUUGCUACUAUUAUUAAGGAAGUGGCCAGUGACCUUGAGGAUGCCCGGUACCAGUACGCCGAGCCCCGGCUGUCCAUCUACGGCUGCAAUCCCAACGAGUGGACAAAACUCUCCAGCUGGUUCAACAAGCAUCGGGUGUUCUCACCUAACCUGAAGUGGAUGAUUCAGAUCCCCAGAAUCUAUGACAUUUUCAGAGGCAGGAACUUUGUGCCACACUUUGGAAAAAUGCUGGAGAACAUCUUCCUCCCUGUUUACCAGGCCACCAUUGACCCCCACUCCAACCCUGAGCUCAGCAUCUUCCUGAAGCACGUUACAGGCUUCGACAGUGUGGAUGAUGAAUCUAAACACAGUGGACAUAUGUUCUCCACCAAAAGCCCCAAGCCAGAACAGUGGGACAUAGCGAAGAACCCAUCCUACACUUACUACAUCUACUACAUGUAUGCCAACAUCGCCAGACUCAACCAGCUGCGCAAGGAGCGAGGAAUGAACACGUUCCAGUUCAGGCCUCACUGUGGAGAGGCUGGAGCUGUCACUCACCUGCUGGCCUGUUUCAUGACCGCUGAUAACAUCUCUCACGGCCUGAAUCUCAAGAAGAGCCCAGUCCUGCAGUAUCUGUACUUCCUGGCCCAGGUCCCUAUUGCCAUGUCUCCUCUCAGCAACAACAGUCUCUUCCUGGAGUACAACAAGAACCCCCUGCUGGAGUUCCACCAGAAGGGCCUGAUGGUGUCCCUGUCCACUGAUGACCCCAUGCAGUUCCACUACACCAAGGAGCCGCUGAUGGAAGAGUACGCCAUCGCAGCCCAGGUGUUCAAGCUCAGCACCUGCGACAUGUGUGAAAUCGCCAGGAACAGCGUUCUGCAGAGCGGUCUAUCACAUGAGGAGAAGGUACACUUCCUGGGAAAGCAUUACCUGAAAGAUGGCCCAGAGGGUAACGAUAUCCGGAAGACAAACGUGGCCCAGAUCCGUAUGGCCUAUCGCUAUGAGACUCUGUGUUAUGAGCUCAAUCUUAUCAAGGAGGGCGUAAAGGGAGACUAAGUGACUUAACUUAACAAACAUACAACUUAAUAACCUUUAUUUCAGACCUGUUUAAAAAGAAUUAUGAAUAUUUGCCCAUGCUUUUAAAUCCUUUACAUUUAUUGUGGUACUAUUCUGUACACAAUAUUUUCUAUAUUUUUUUGAGACUUGCAAUAAAUAACUAAAUAUUUAGUUAGUUAUAGACAAAUUUGAUGGUACACAAGCUGAAUAUCCUGUGUAUUUUCCUGUGUUGGAUUAUACAGCCCUAAAGCAAGCACACACAGAGGCUUCUUCUGCAUAGGCCCUGGUGUAUAAAUUGAUUUAAUUUAUUAUUGGUGAUAUUAUUACCCUGCAGGGCUCAUGUUUUACAUAUUUCAUAACAUCAUUAAUACUGUCAUAAUGUAGUAAGGCUUGCCAGUAACUUUUUAAUGGGACAUCUAAUGAAAAUAACCUCAAUAAAUCACAAUU
Astyanax mexicanus (Mexican tetra) is the source of this 2695-nucleotide messenger RNA. RefSeq names its product adenosine monophosphate deaminase 1 (isoform M) (gene ampd1). The coding region runs from base 83 to 2248 and encodes 721 amino acids. Lineage: Eukaryota; Metazoa; Chordata; Actinopteri; Characiformes; Acestrorhamphidae. The transcript has 15 exons. The record is from RefSeq and is a predicted model, not a curated record. Gene Ontology annotation, cellular component: cytosol. Gene Ontology annotation, biological process: IMP salvage; AMP metabolic process. Gene Ontology annotation, molecular function: AMP deaminase activity.